AUGGCUGCACAAUUAAGAGCCUCCUAUCUUGUCCCCCUUCUCCUGGCUGGCUUAGUGCUGACAAAUUCCAAGCCAGAGAAGAUGAAGAUGAAUUGUUACAAAGAUGUGAAAGGCACCAUCUACAAUUAUGAGGCAUUCACUCUUAAUGGAAAGGAACGCAUCCAGUUCAAGCAGUAUGCGGGAAAAUACGUCCUCUUUGUCAACGUGGCCACCUACUGUGCGCUGACAGCUCAAUAUCCUGAGCUGAAUGCACUCCAGGAGGAACUGAAGCCUUUUGGCCUAGUUGUGUUGGGUUUUCCAUGCAACCAGUUUGGAAAGCAAGAACCAGGACAGAACUCAGAGAUUCUUCCUGCGCUCAAGUAUGUCCGUCCAGGCAAAGGGUUUGUGCCUAAUUUCCAGCUUUUUGAGAAAGGGGAUGUGAAUGGUGGAAAAGAACAGAAUGUCUUCACCUUCUUGAAGCACUCCUGUCCUCACCCUUCUGGGAUUUUGGGCUCCUUAAGACAUAUCUCCUGGGAACCCAUAGAAGUCCAUGACAUCCGUUGGAACUUUGAAAAGUUCCUGGUGGGGCCUGAUGGAGUCCCUGUCAUGCGUUGGUUCCACCUGGCUGAAGUCAGCACCGUCAAGUCAGACAUCCUGGCCUACCUGAAGCAAUCCAAACCCAAAUAG
Molecule: messenger RNA, 666 nt
Organism: Lepus europaeus (European hare)
Lineage: Eukaryota; Metazoa; Chordata; Mammalia; Lagomorpha; Leporidae
Gene: GPX5
Product: glutathione peroxidase 5
Exons: 5
Coding region: 1-666 (221 amino acids)
Biological process (GO): response to oxidative stress
Molecular function (GO): glutathione peroxidase activity
Source: RefSeq, a predicted model, not a curated record